Molecule: messenger RNA, 3239 nt
Organism: Sardina pilchardus (European sardine)
Lineage: Eukaryota; Metazoa; Chordata; Actinopteri; Clupeiformes; Clupeidae
Product: egl nine homolog 1-like
Exons: 5
Coding region: 317-1543 (408 amino acids)
Biological process (GO): peptidyl-proline hydroxylation to 4-hydroxy-L-proline; cellular response to hypoxia
Cellular component (GO): cytoplasm; nucleus
Molecular function (GO): ferrous iron binding; L-ascorbic acid binding; peptidyl-proline 4-dioxygenase activity
Source: RefSeq, a predicted model, not a curated record
GGGACCGAAGAAAAAAGAGGAACGGCUGGCGCCAUGCGUCCCCGCUGGGCUGAUACUCGUUUUUGGGCCAACCUAGAAGUUAAUAGACAAUAUGCGGUAAAGCACGGGAGUUAUUUUGUAACUACGGAUAUACAUGAAGAGUGAGCAACAAAGUGCGUGUGAUGUUAUUGUUUGGCGGCGGGGCGAAGGCGGACAUACCAUUCUCGCUAGCGCUAGCGUCGUUAAGGUGGACACUCCAAACUUGCAUGGUAGCAGUGGGGCAAGGAAAGCGGUGAAUUUAAAGGGAAAGAGCUCUCUGGACAGUUAAACCUUCGCUAUGGAAAAGGGAAGCUCCCAGGAGGGAAGCUCCAAGGAGGAAACCGCGGCCGAUCUGGACCGGGACCGCCAAUACUGUGAACUUUGUGGUAAAAUGGAGAACCUCUUGAAGUGCGGCCGGUGUCGAAAUUCUUUCUACUGUAGCAAGGAGCACCAGAUACAGGACUGGACCAAGCAUAAGCGAGUAUGCAAGAAGGAAUCCGAUAAAUCUCAGUGUCCGGCGCAGCCCGGACCAGCGCAAUCCGGACCAGCGCAAUCCGAACCAGCGCAGCCCGAACCAACGCAGCCGCCCCGGCAAGCGAAAGAGGAACAGCCGCGGCUGUCGCGAAAGAACAGUGCCAAGCAGAGCAACGCGGCUACGCAGAGCACCUCACAAACGGGCCCUACCAACCCACCGUCCGACGGUGAAAGAAUGAAAGAUUUUAUCACUUCAGCGGCGGGCUCGGGUGGUGUAGACGACGACAAACAAGCGGGGGACGGAAUUACCAACAACACCAAGCCCAACGGACAAACGAGGUCCCCCCCGCAAAGACUGGCUAUGGAAUAUAUAGUUCCAUGUAUGAACAAGCAUGGCAUUUGCGUCGUUGACAACUUUCUCGGCGAAGAGACUGGUCUAAAUAUUCUAGAGGAUGUGAAAGCCUUGCACGAGAGCGGAAAAUUUACCGACGGUCAGCUUGUCAGUCAGAAAAGUGAUUCUUCCAAAGACAUAAGAGGGGACAAAAUUACUUGGAUUGAGGGAAGAGAAGCCGGCUGCGAGAAAAUAGCUUUUCUGAUGAGUAGAAUGGACGACCUAGUCCGACACUGUAAUGGUAACCUGGGGAACUACAAAAUAAACGGACGGACGAAGGCGAUGGUGGCCUGUUACCCAGGCAACGGGACUGGGUACGUGCGGCACGUGGACAACCCGAAUGGCGACGGUCGCUGCGUCACCUGUAUUUAUUACCUGAACAAGGACUGGGACGCUAAGGACCACGGAGGCCUACUGCGGAUCUUUCCAGAAGGUAAAGCACAGUUUGCGGACAUCGAGCCCAAAUUCGACAGGCUCCUGUUUUUCUGGUCCGACCGACGGAACCCCCAUGAAGUCCAGCCCGCCUACGCCACCAGGUAUGCCAUCACGGUUUGGUAUUUUGAUGCCGACGAACGGGCUCGAGCUAAAGAGAAAUACCUUACAGGUGCAGGAGAAAAGGGAGUGAAGGUGGAGUUGAACAAGCCGUCGGAACCCAGCUAACGAGCAACGGGAGGAUGCUAUGGACGGGGGAGGACCUAUCACACACACACACACACACACACACACACACACACACCCUACACACACACCCUACACACACACACACACACACACACACACACACAGAGAGACAGACCCCUUACACACCGUUACUUCCUGCCGCUCACGAAGGACAUGGGGAGAAGAGGAGAGGAGAGGAGAGGAGAGGAAAGUAGGGUAAGAUGGAGGAGGGGAUGGACGAAAGACUAUUGAUGAUAUUUUUUUAUUAUUUUUUAUUUUUUUUUGUCAAACCCUCAUCUGUUCCCUACUGUCAGCAAGCUAAAUUUUUUUUGUUUCACUUUUUGUUCGAUUGUCCGUUCGUUGGCUUGGACUAACAACAGAAAUGCUCUUGGGACCUUCACCACCUCAUUUUCAAGGACAAGGCUUACCGCUGUGCUUUUUUUUUGAGGGGGGGGGGGGUUGUUUUUGGUUUCCCCCUCUCUAUAGUUCUGCUUCUCAGGUGAAGAACAUGGCCGGAGAGUGGCCCUGGACAACAUUGUGCAUGUAACGCAUAUGCGAAUGUGUGCGUUUGUGCACCCAUCACAGUGUACGUAUAUAUCCAUACUUGCUUAUCUCACAGGAAUCGACUAAGGAAUCUCGUAUGAUACGAGUUAGUGGCUGAGAGCACAAGCCUCACUUACGGUUUAUUCAACUCCACCAGAUGCACUGUCCACUUGUCCAUUUCAGACCUAAAACCUCCCUCCCUCCCUCCCUCCCUUGCGCUCUCGUCUUUCCUUCCCUGGACUUUCUCCAUCCUUCUCCUGUCAUUUGCCCUCUCAAAAUCCCUUUACCGCCACUCUCAGACUCUCCGACACUCUGGCUGUCUCAUCUUUGCCAGUCUUGUUUUUUUUUUUUUUGCUAUUUUUUUUUUUGCCAACCCUGCUAUCUCCUCCUCUCUUCCCCUAUGUGCUGCAGGCUGUUUUCUGGAACGUGUUUCUGAUGAAAAGGUACCGUUUGACGUUUCGUAAGGCUUGCCAACUGUGGCACCUUUGUCACAUGUGCAAAAGGUUUUCCCCCUACACACACAAUCACACACACACACACACACACACACACACACACUCACUCACACACUCACUCACUCACUCACUCACUCACUCACACACACACACACACACACACACACACACACACACACACACACACACACACACACACACACACACACACACACACACACACACACACACCUAUGCUUACACAUACACCCUCCCCCGUGCACGUAUCUGUGCACACAACACACACCUGAACCGAAACACUCUCUGCACCUGAAGUUGUUGUGACGAGUUGAGUUUCUCGCAUGUUCCAUUUUUCUUUCUUUCUUUCAUUUAGCGGAACAAGUGCUUUUUCCUUUCACAAUUGCAAACUGCGUGGGGAGUUUUGUCUGUCAUCUCUUCUCUCUAUAUUUUUUUUCUGUUCUUUCUCUCGGCUUUUGACUUUUUGUUUUGUUGUUUUGUUUGUUUUUGCCUGAGUGGCGGCGUUACUGGAGCUUCCCUGCCAGUGAUCAGAGAAUCUCGUGUCUGUUGUUGCAGACGUAAUGUCUCCGUUGUCUUAAAAGAAAGUACCGGAAAACCAAAACUGACGACAUCUACCUGCCUUGCAGCUCUGGAUUUUAAGGAAAAAAAAAAAUAAACAUUUGCAGGGUUUGUAAUGUGCA